GAAAAACUGAAUAUCUAUUAAACUUAAGAUAAAAUUUUAAACUUCUUUCAUAUAUAUUUUGUCGUAAUUAUGACAAUAAAUUAAAAGCUCGAUUAAGACAUAUUAUUAAUGGAUUGUAGAAAAUGCUUUUGAUUGUUGAAGGUAAAUAUUGGCGGAUCAAAGAUAAAUAAAUAUGCAGUAUGUUUACUUGUAGGAAAUUGCUCUUAAACGAAUUUUUAUUACCGACAUUUUUUUGCAAUAAGAAGUUGCCAAAAAAACUACGAUCACCAUAAAAGAAUCGCUUAAUAGAUUUUAUAACAAGAAAAAUUACAAAUCUCUAUUCUGUCGAGCAUAAUAUAUAAUAUUUUGUGCCAUUUUUCGCUCUCUGCUGGUUUCAAGUUAUGCCGAUUGGUAUUCGACAGGGUCAUGUGACCACUUGUGCUUGUUUGCUUGCCAAAAGACUGCAAAAGCCUGAGCAUAAUGUCAAAUUUUUUUUUCUUUCGAUUUUUUCCUUCACCGUAUCGUUUUUCAGCUAUAUAGGUAUUAGUCGGAAUUAGGUUAUAACAUUAAGCAGUCUCCUUACCGGAAGCGAGAUAUGCAUGUCACUGAAGAAGGAAACCAACUGUAAUCGGCUACAAAUGUAAUCAAAAAUUUCUAACGAAGUCAAAAUUUGCACUAUAGGGUAAGAAUAAUAAAGACAACUAUUUAGUCUCGGAUCUUCAAAAUAUCAAGUGAAAAAUUUAAACAAUUGUAUUUCUGCUAAAGCUUCUAAUGCAUGAUAUCAAAGAAAAUGAUUUGAUGGCAUCGUAAUGAAGCAAAGACGGUCUAAAAACGAUAUUCGUCGGAAAGCUGAAAUAUUUUGUCGGACUACCUCGGCCCACGGCUUAGCUCAAUUUAUUCGGGAAUCUUCGUGUCCCAAAAGAAUUUUUUGGAUGGUUAUCUUUAUCGUAGCGGUAAUAGGCAAUAUGACCCAUUCCCUUUUGCUAUUUGUACAAUAUUUUAAAUAUGAGGCAACGGAAUCAAGCACAAUAGUUAAUGAGAAUGCCGAGUUUCCGCAUAUAACUAUAUGUAACAUUGAUCCUAUGUCUUCGACGAAUAUCAUUGAACUAUUAAGCAAUAAAAGUUCACGAACAUACAAAUAUGACGUUUUCCAAAGGGAACAGUUUGAUACUUUGGCUAAAACUUAUAAUAAAUCUCAUCUAACUGCUCGUGUACAAAGUUGGCAUGCAUUCUACGAAAAUAUUGGUGAAGAAGAAAUCAGGCGAGCAGGUCACUCUCUUCCUGACUUCGUUGUUCAUUGCCAAUUUGGAGCUAGCAGAAAAGAAUGUAACUUAAAGGAAGAUUUUGUCGCGUUUACAAACCCCUCCUAUUUUAAUUGUUAUAUAUAUCGACCGAAGCAACCAUUGCGUGUCACAAGAUCGGGAGCACAAUAUGGCCUAUCAUUGAUCCUUUUUCUCGAAGCAACGAAUGGAAGUGUGCAUCCCGAAGUUUACAAUGCGUUCAGCACUAUUGGUAAUUCAGCCGGUGCAAGAGUUUCGAUACAUGCACCAUCUGAAGUAGCCGAUCCAACAGGUGAUGGUUUCGAUGUGCUACCUGGGCAUUCUACUACGAUAAGUCUUGAGCAAGAAUUUAUCACUCGUUUAUCAAAUCCCCAUGGUAACUGUACUGAAGAAAUAAAAACUACAAUGUUUGGCUAUCAAGUUCCGUUUACAAUGUGCCUAGACUAUUGUAUUCAAAUGAUAUAUGUUAAGAAGUGCGGUUGCAAAACUCCUUUUCUGCCGAUCACUAAUACCGAGAAGGAAAUUCCGUUUUGUGGACAAUAUGAUCCAAACGAGUCAACUGAAAAUUAUUUUCAUCGGCUUGAAUGUGAAACAGAGGUAUCUAAGAGGAUUGAUGCAUUUUUCGAUAGGUCCAGAUGCUCAUGCGCUCCCUCUUGUGAAAGUGUAGAAUACUUUCCAAUAAUUAGUCAAAGCAAAUGGCCUUUGGCUAAAACAGAGGCCUCUUUUUACGAAAAAUACGUAAAAGAACGUCGCGACAAAAGUCAAAUAAAAUCUUUCACUACCUUAAGGAGUAUCGAUUUUAAAAAUCGUUUGUUACGUAGUAACGUGAUUAGAAGUAACUUCCUUAGAUUAAAUAUUAAUUAUAGAAAACUGACUGCUCGAAAGAGAGCUCAAGUCCCAUCUUACGCAUUGGCAAACUUAUGGUCAGAUGUUGGCGGAACAUUUGGAUUAUGGGCUGGUGUUAGUGUGAUAACAAUAACAGAGGUCACAGUUCUCACAUUGGGAGUGUGUUCUAGCUUAUGCUCGAGAAGGAGAAAGCAAAUCAGGGAAAAAGACCAUGCUAGGCAAAUUAAUUCAUUAAAUGGCUAUAUACCAGUCUAUAAAACGCAAACGGAAAUAUAUGAUAUAUCAAUAUAAAGCUUAAAAGCACUUUAAAAUAAAAGAGAAAAUUUUUUUAAAAUACAGCAGUAUUUUCAUUAAAUGUAACUGACUUCUUUUCUAUCUUAUUUCUUGCCGAGUAUGGUGAACUUGAAAAACCUGCUGAGGAAUGAGAGCUUGCACUGGGUGUAGGCAGAGAACUCAUUUUUGACAAAUUCCAAGAGUUUCCUUCAAAAAAACUAAUGUUUCCCGGAUCUGUGUACAAAAAAGUGUAAAGUUAAUAUUCUUAUUCUUCUGAAUAAAGUUACGGACCCGGAGGAGUUGUCCAUUUACUUGUGGUUGAAGUCGGAGAAUCUAAAUGUGCCAUUUCGUCCUCAGAACUUUUCUCUUCUUCAUUUUUUUUUGUUUUGCACCUUUCCUUAUGUUUUAACAAUGACGUAGAUCGAGUAAAAGUUAGAAAGCAAUUUUCACAUUCAAAAGUAAUUCCGUAUCUUCUACCUCCGGAUCCUCCCAACGGUCGUCGACUUGUUUUACGUACUCCAGCUCUAAUGGUAGAACUUAGAUUUUUUACCGGAAAAGGUGAUAAAUCUUUGUCCUCUUGAUCAUGCUUUUCGUCUACGUUUUGCUCAUCAAAUUCAACUUCGUCAGACGAGAUUGCGUUAUCAUUAAUUGUAUAUCCAUCACAAACCUCUUUUUCUGGAUGACUUUGCAAACCCUUUGAAACCAAAGCAUAUUUUGUUUUUUGGUAUGACAUACUUCUUGGUUGACAAUACAAACCAUCUUCAUAGGGAUUCAUAGAUACAUACGCGUAGUUGUCGAGUGUAUUUUCAACAUUUCGAGGACAAGUUUGUGUUUUUCCUUCAUUAUAAAUUACUCUAUCCGCUAAAUGGAUCACAUUCGUUUUCUGGUCUGUCGAAAUAAAUAUCGCACCAUGUAUAUUAAGUUGGGUACUACAUUUCGUCUUCUUGAUUAUAACAUCUAUAAUUUCUUUGCGGAUUUCUCCUGAAUCACUUAUAAUUUCCAUAUUGAGGACUAAUAGACAAACACUGUUAGUUAAUGUUAAAUUGAAAACAAAAGCUUAAGCUGUUGAAGAAUAUGUUUGUGAGGAAAG
This is a messenger RNA of Dimorphilus gyrociliatus, 3468 nucleotides long. Lineage: Eukaryota; Metazoa; Annelida; Polychaeta; Dinophilidae. The record is from the annotation of a GenBank genome assembly.